Molecule: messenger RNA, 2194 nt
Organism: Labeo rohita (rohu)
Lineage: Eukaryota; Metazoa; Chordata; Actinopteri; Cypriniformes; Cyprinidae
Exons: 5
Coding region: 159-836 (225 amino acids)
Source: RefSeq, a predicted model, not a curated record
GACAGUAGUAGAUCUAAGGUUUCUCUACAUGACUUUACUAAAGUCUACACUAUAAUCUUUUUAAUGCAUAUUUUUAACAUCUAUUUCAGGUUGUUGGAAGAAGAUGUUGAAGAUGUUUAAAGAUUUUUUUUUAUUUUUUCUGGCUGUGCCUCUGCUGUAUGGUUGGUGUAGUUGCUAAUGAAGUAAAGUCAGUAUUAGUAAUGAAGGGGAAAUCUGUCACUCUAAACAUUCCUGUUACUGAAAAACAGGACAUUACUAUGAUCAUGUGGACGUUUGGAACUAACAAAUCACUCGUAGCUAAAACUGGCAGAGAGUUAAGAAAUAUCACUAUAUAUGACGGUCCUGAUGGAAGAUUCAGAGACAGACUCAAGCUGGACAAUCAAACUGGAUCUCUGACCAUCACAAACACAACAAUCACAGAUUCUGGACUUUAUGAAGUGACCAUCAAAAGAAGCAGCAAAAAGACCACAUACACAUUCAGUGUUACUGUCUAUGCACCAGACCCACACACUCCCUCACAACCUACUUUACAUCCUACUUCAGGUCCUACUUCAGCUUCUCCUUCAGGUCCUACUUCAGGUUCUCCUUCAGGCUCUUCUCCAGAUGCUCUAAUAAUAAUGGUUUCUGCUGGUGGUGGUGCUGGAUUUCUGUUGCUUGUGGCUUUAGUCGGGAUCUUCUGCAUUUGCAGAAAACAAAGAAAAACAAACCAACAAGCUGAGACCCGUGAGGAAGAGAUCACUUAUGCUGAUCCGACAUUCUACAAAAGAAAUGCACAGAAACCGAGUGCUAAACAGGAGGAUGAUGUGGUGUAUGCACGGGUCGUCACCAGACGCUGACUAUAUCUCUGUCCUCAUCAAUGGUGUUCUGAUCAAAAAGGUUUACAUGCACACUAGAAAACCAGUUAUUCCAACAAAGCUUUUUCAGAUUUAAAUUUGGUGUUGCUGCUUACAUGCACAACACCACAUCUUAUCUUCAUGCAAAUGCAUGUUCUUCCUGUUUGUUUUGUUUUUUGAAAAGUGCAUGUGUAUGAGAGAUAUAACUAAAGUAACAACACAUAACACUGUUUUCUGCAGAAACUUAGCAAUAAACCUUGUCUUGAGUCUAAUAGUAAUUUGACCCUUUUUCAGAUGUUUUCAUUUACUUUGAGUAAUUUUUAAAUCUGAUUAUUGUGAUCCUGCAUCAUACUGGAAAAGUUCAGCAUAAUGGGCCAUUAACCUGAAUUUAUUCAAGAGUUUUUAAUGUUUCUAAUUCUAAUUGUUUUUAAUUUAUAUCCUGCCCCUGAGCCAUUAUUGGGUUUGUGGGAUAUGCACACCUUUUUUGCAUUUUUGAUUCUGAUGUGAGAGCUCACAUGUCAUUGGCUUAGAUAUUUGUUCACAAGUAUUUAUUUCUAGCAGGUUGUUUUUUGUUGUUGUUGUUGUUUUAGUCGGUGUAUGUUUAGGAAAUCCCAGUAGACUUUUAGCAGCCAUUUUAUAUGUUCUAGGAGCUUAUUCUUUUCUAUUUAAAAACACAACAAAACUUGUGCAAUAAACACAAAACUUGAGCAAUAACAGUACUAGUUUAAUGUAAUGAUACAUAUUAGCAGCAAGCAGAUGUUUUUGGUUUAUUAUUUUCAGAACUGCAUUUCAACAGACUCAAACCCCAGAAGGCCUCAUUUUUAGAUCUGGAAAGAAAUGUGUUUUUGUCUGUUGGGUAGACAGUUUGUACAUGAGAAUGUGGUGAACACUGGACGUUUGUGGUUAAUGUGCAUCAGUGUCUGCAUGUCUUAAGGCGUAGAUAGUGUGAGUGUGUGUUCCUGUAAAUCGCUUGAGGUUAAAAAAAAAAAAAAAUCCAUAUUUUCACUUCCUCUUUCUGAGAAAUAAAGUUUUACUGCUAAAUAAAUUUAAAACGGCAGAUGUUUAAAAAAAAAAAAAAAAAAAAAAAAACAUACUCCCUGUGCAAUCUUACUGUUGUGAUUGUGAAAUAUUAAAAAUAUAUCACAUGCUUUGUGUACCUGAAAUGUAAGGUUGAUAUUUAGUGGCAUACACAUUGCUUAGUAUAAUCUUGCCUUAUACAGAUGUGACAAUGCAGAUAAGAAGUGUUAGUUUCAGAAGUUAUUUCCAGCUCCAGCAACACUUAGUUAUUUCUGAGAAGUUUCCACUGCUCUUGUUAUCAUACAUAUAUGUUUUGUAUCAUGUUGGUCUGUCCAUUUCAAGGA